UCAGACAAUGUGCAGUUGCAGACAUCUCAAACAGGAGGCAAUUUGCCAUGAAUCUUUAUCAUGAUCGUGCUGGCAGCGUCCGUGUCACUCUAGCAACACCAACCCCGAGGGGUCUUGCAUUGGCUCUGAGCAAUGGGCAAUGGGAAUUGAAUAGUUUCAGAGCCCAUUGGUCUGGCAGGAGCCUUGGAUAUUCGGGUCGGAGAGCUUGGCCCAAGAGCCGCAGAGGGGAACGCAAGCAUGGCAGAGGCUCAAUCUGCACGAAGUCAACCUGUCCAGGUCCAGAGCUGACCCCAGAACAAGAGGAGGCCCUCAAGAAGAUCCAAGCUGCUCAGCGGGGCCUCGAGCUCCGUAAGGCCGACGCUGAGACCGCCGAGACCGCCGAGACGAAGCUGACGCCGCAGCUGCCCACGGCCCCACCGCCGGGCGAAGAAAACGCUCGAGGCCUGCGGCGCCGGCAGAAGCGGCAGCUCCUCCGAAAAGCAAGGAUGUAUCGCUUGUCCUAUGACUUCCAGAAGAAGAAACUCAUUGAUCCUCUAACGUGAGCCGCGUGAGAUGAGAACCUCUGACGUGAGUCCCGUUCCGCAAACGUUCCUGUUGCUUCGGUGGACAA
This is a messenger RNA of Durusdinium trenchii, 610 nucleotides long. The record is from the annotation of a GenBank genome assembly. Lineage: Eukaryota; Dinophyceae; Suessiales; Symbiodiniaceae.